AGAGCCAUUUCCGGCGGGCCGAAACUAGGAAGAAACUUGGAGGUGCUCGGACGCUCCAGGCACGAUCUCCGCUGGUCCUGUUGCCCGUGGCCCGGGCCGCGCUGAGCUGUCGGGACACCUGGCCAUGGGGCAGCCCGGGCCUUCCGCAGUGUGAGGCGCAGGGCCUCCUGCGGGCUCCUGUGACAGGCCGACGGUGGGCGGGCGGGAGGCGUCGUUUCAGCCACGGUCGCGGCCACAGCCGCCGGCCCUGGCCCCGGCAUCAUGAACAUAGACGUGGAGUUCCACAUCCGACACAAUUACCCCUGGAGCAAGCUGCCUGCCAACGUGAGACAGAGUCUUGGAAAUUCACAGAGAGAAUAUGAAAAGCAGGUUGUCUUGUACAGUAUUCGCAAUCAGUUACGAUAUAGAAAUAACUUAGUUAAACAUGUCAAGAAAGAUGAACGCAAAUACUAUGAGGAACUACUAAAGUACAGUCGAGAUCACCUCAUGCUGUACCCUUACCAUUUAUCAGAUAUCAUGGUGAAGGGCCUGAGGAUAACACCAUUUUCGUACUAUACUGCAAUUAUGGAGGACAUUAUGAACAGUGAGAAAAGUUACGAUUCAUUGCCCAAUUUUACUGCUGCUGACUGUCUAAGGCUUCUUGGCAUAGGAAGAAACCAGUAUAUUGAUCUUAUGAAUCAGUGUAGAUCAUCAAAAAAAUUUUUCAGAAGGAAAACAGCCCGUGAUCUUCUACCAGUAAAGCCAGUGGAAAUUGCCAUAGAGGCAUGGUGGGUGGUGCAGGCUGGAUAUAUCACAGAAGAUGACAUCAAGAUAUGCACUUUGCCUGAGAAAUGCGCUAUUGAUAAGAUCAUCGAUUCAGGCCCUCAACUCUCUGGAUCACUAGAUUACAAUGUAGUACAUAGUUUAUAUAACAAAGGAUUUAUUUAUCUGGAUGUACCAAUAUCUGAUGACAGUUGUAUAGCAGUUCCUCCUCUUGAAGGUUUUGUAAUGAAUCGAGUACAAGGUGAUUAUUUUGAAACUCUACUCUAUAAGAUAUUUGUUUCAAUAGAUGAGUACACUAAUGUUGCAGAGCUUGCAAAUGUCCUUGAGAUAGACUUAUCCCUGGUUAAGAAUGCUGUUUCAAUGUAUUGCCGAUUGGGUUUUGCCCAUAAGAAGGGACAAGUAAUAAAUUUGGAUCAACUUCAUUCAUCAUGGAAGAAUGUUCCAUCCGUAAACAGAUUAAAGAGUACUUUGGAUCCACAGAAGAUGCUCUUAUCAUGGGAUGGUGGGGAAAGUAGGAGUCCUGUACAAGAAGCUUCAUCAGCUACUGACACUGAUACAAAUAGUCAAGAAGAUCCAGCUGACACUGCCAGUAUAAGCAGUCUGAGUCUAUCUACAGGAUACACAAAGCGUAUCGCAUUUCUAUUUGACUCAACUCUUACUGCCUUCUUAAUGAUGGGAAAUCUUUCACCAAACUUGAAGAGUCAUGCAGUCACAAUGUUUGAAGUAGGCAAACUCUCAGAUGAGUCUCUGGACAGCUUUCUUAUAGAACUAGAAAAGGUUCAGAGCACUGGUGAAGGAGAAGCACAGAGAUAUUUUGAUCAUGCACUUACUCUGAGAAACACAAUAUUGUUUCUGCGUCAUAAUAAAGAUCUAGUUGCGCAAACUGCACAGCCAGACCAACCCAAUUAUGGUUUUCCUCUGGAUCUCUUACGCUGUGAAAGCCUUCUUGGUUUGGACCCAGCAACUUGCAGCAGAGUUCUGAACAAAAAUUACACGCUGCUUGUUUCCAUGGCUCCCCUCACCAAUGAAAUCCGGCCGGUCAGCAGCUGUACCCCUCAGCAUAUUGGACCAGCUAUCCCAGAAGUCAGUUCUGUCUGGUUUAAACUGUAUGUUUAUCAUAUUACUGGACAAGGACCACCAUCUCUUUUACUGUCCAAAGGUACAAGACUUCGAAAAUUGCCAGAUAUAUUCCAGGGUUAUGAUCGAUUACUAAUAACAUCUUGGGGUCAUGAUCCUGGGGUAGUUCCUACAUCAAAUGUGCUCACGAUGUUGAAUGAUGCUUUAACACAUUCUGCGGUUUUAAUUCAGGGACAUGGUUUGCAUGGGAUAGGAGAAACUGUCCAUAUACCAUUUCCAUUUGAUGAAACAGAACUACAAGGAGAAUUCACUCGUGUCAAUAUGGGUGUUCAUAAAGCAUUGCAAAUAUUAAGAAACAAAGUGGACUUGCAGCAUUUCUGUGGAUAUGUCACCAUGUUGAAUGCUUCCAGCCAACUUGUAAAUAGAAAACUCAGUGAUGCUUCUGAUGAGAGAGGAGAACCUGAUUUAGCUUCUGGCUCAGAUGUAAAUGGAAGUACAGAAUCAUUUGAAAUGGUCAUUGAGGAAGCAACUAUAGAUUCAGCAACAAAGCAAAUCUCUGGUGCCAUAACAGAAGUAGAUUGGGUUCCUCUCGAGCUGUGUUUUGGAAUUCCACUGUUUAGUUCUGAAUUAAACCAGAAAGUUUGUAGGAAAAUUGCUACACAUGGCCUUUGCAGAAAAGAGAGCCUUCAAAACCUCUUACAUUCCAGUAGAAAACUUUCUCUACAAGUCCUUAACUUUGUUCACUCAUUCCAGGAAGGUGCUUCAACACUGGAUAUUCAUGCAGAGCCCAGUUUUUCGAGUUUGCUUUCACAGUCAUCUUAUGCUGAUAUGGGAGUUCCACUUCCUGCAAAAAACUUAAUAUUUAAAGAUGGCAUCUUAUCAGAAUGGAGUGGACAGUCACCUUCCUCACUUCUAAUUGCUAAUCUCCAUUUGCAAUAAUUUGGUUACACCAUUUGUUGCUCACACUUUCUGCCUUUUUUCUUUCUGAACGUUAGCUUUAUGGUGUCAGCCACUAAAAAGCACCCUGCUGCUGCAGUGCAAUUCUUGCUUAACUGAUAGUAAAAGUUUGGGGAACAUGUUCAUGUUUUCUGAAGUUUUGCUCAUUAUGCAUAUCUUAUUGCAACAAAGUGCUUUUUAGCAGCCAGCACUGUAUUUUUUACCUUGAGACAAUCUGCGUUUCUUUUAUAAAACUAAGGAUGUACUUUAUAGGCUUUACGAUGACUGUUAUGUUUAUAAGCAGUCACUAUGAAUAUUACAGUGGUAAUUUUUUAUAUGUUAGUUUAUCAAACAUAAAGUCUUGUUUAGUUUUAUAUUUUGUUACCUAUACUUUAGGGGAUCAAGGGAAGAGAUAGAACUCUUCCUCUGAAAAGGCUUCUUGGUACUUAAAGUAGUAAAAGUAUAAAACAAUAAACAUCCAAUACUGAGAGAUGAUAUGAUGGGGCAUUAAGAAUUCCUGUGGACGUCUGUAAAUUAUGUAUAUCAGUUGAACGUUGUUGAAGGUAUGUAAAUCAGCAUAGUUAUGUAUAAUUUAACCUUGAUAAGGUCUUAGACUAUGACUAUUCAGUGACAUCUCAUAAGAAGCUUUGGAAAACAUUCUAUUUUUGAACACUGUUUAUAUGUGGACUUCUGUUGUCACUCAUUUGGGGCUUUAUAUUUUCAUAGAGUCUUUAUGGAAAAAAAAUAGAAUUUAUUUUCCACUCUGGUAGCUGUAGCUGCUGCACGUUUUAACCCUGAUUUAUUUUUUGGUUCUUAGCUUUGAUGUUUUCAAACCAAGGAUUGUGAUUUUAGAUUAGAAUUAUAUAUUAGAAGCAUUAAGGCUGUGUCUUCGGAUCCAAACACUUCAGUGAUAAGCCUACUUUGAAGACAUAGUCUUAAGCAAUCUGGAUCUUAAAUUUAUGUGAAUAGUUUUUUAAGAAAUGAUAAAGAAAAAUUGACGAAUUUCAAAGUGUUUCUUGAGUCAUUGAUUCUUUUAGUAUCACAAAUGUUAAUUAGAAUAAUUGGAAUCACUUUUUAGACUUUUCAAGUUACCUUGCUUGGGAAGUUCGUGCAGUGUUAUAGUUUAGCUUCUCCUAUAGGGUAAUGGUUUGCUAGUUUAAAACUGUAACCAAACUAACUGGUUAGACAAGAUAUAUCUGAAACACUUAAAGAAUUAGAACAUUUGGGAAUGUUAUUAUAUAACCUAAACAUUUUUGCUGAUAAUUUUUGUUAUUUAUAGAACUGAUAUUUGUGUAUUUAACGUACUUCUGGAAAUAUAUGCCUUUCUUAAAACUCUUAUCAUAACCAUGUAUUCAAUACCAUGGCCUAUCUAUAGAAUUGAAUAUUUCGGACCAGGUUAUCUGUGGCACAGUCAGUGCUGUGUUUGGGGUAAAUGCAGUAGCAUCUAGUUUUCUACUUUGUCCUAUAGAAGGUAGAAACCAUGUGUAUGUUAUGUUUGUCCAGAAAAGGAAAAUACAUACUAAUAUUAAAAUAAUUUCUUAUGACUGUGAA
Molecule: messenger RNA, 4326 nt
Organism: Propithecus coquereli (Coquerel's sifaka)
Lineage: Eukaryota; Metazoa; Chordata; Mammalia; Primates; Indriidae
Gene: FAM91A1
Product: family with sequence similarity 91, member A1
Exons: 24
Coding region: 262-2778 (838 amino acids)
Biological process (GO): intracellular protein transport
Cellular component (GO): trans-Golgi network; cytoplasmic vesicle
Source: RefSeq, a predicted model, not a curated record